UGUGAGGCCGGCGGAGGUUUUCCUGCGCCGCCAUCUUGAAUCGGCGGAGCGGAGCGAGGAGGGGGCGGCCCGCGACCCCCGCCAUGGCCGCCACCGCCGCCAGCGCGGAAAUGGCAUCCGAUGUUUCCUCGCUGGGUGCAGCCGUCGGCUCCGGGAACUCCGGAUCGGGAGCCCAGGCUGGAGGAGCCGUCGCUCAGAGGCCCAGCAAGAGACGGCCUGGGCUCGAUUUUGAUGAUGAUGGAGAAGGGAACAGUAAAUUCCUCAGAUGUGAUGAUGACCCGAUGCCAAACGACAAAGAGAGAUUUGCCAGGUCUGAUGAUGAGCAGAGUUCAGCGGAUAAGGAGAGACUUGCCAGGGAGAACCACAGCGAGAUCGAGCGGAGGAGGAGGAACAAGAUGACCGCCUACAUCACGGAGCUGUCGGACAUGGUGCCCACGUGCAGCGCCCUGGCCCGCAAGCCGGACAAGCUGACCAUCCUGCGCAUGGCCGUGUCCCACAUGAAGUCCCUGCGUGGCACCGGCAACACCUCCACGGACGGCACCUACAAACCCUCCUUUCUCACCGACCAGGAACUCAAACACCUGAUCCUGGAGGCAGCUGAUGGCUUCCUGUUCAUCGUGUCCUGCGAGACGGGGCGCGUGGUCUACGUGUCCGACUCGGUGACGCCGGUGCUGAACCAGCCGCAGUCCGAGUGGUUCGGCAGCACCUUGUACGAGCAGGUGCACCCCGACGACGUGGGCAAGCUGCGGGAGCAGCUCUCCACCUCCGAGAACGCCCUCACAGAGGGAACCAAGCCCUGGUGCCUUUCUACCAAGGAUGCUGCAGCCCCCCCUGAGAAUGCAUCUAAAGGUACCACCGGUGACACUCGUGUCCUGCCAGUUCCCAGUACGUUACUUGGUGCCACUCCUGUCUUGUUGGAAGGAUUCCCAGUGCAGCAGCAUCUCCUUUUUCUUCCUUUUUAUUUUUUUUUAUUUUUAGGUCGUAUCCUCGAUUUGAAGACGGGGACUGUGAAGAAGGAAGGGCAGCAGUCCAUGAGGAUGUGCAUGGGCUCCCGGAGAUCUUUCAUCUGCCGAAUGAGGUGUGGCAACAGCUCCGUGGAUCCGGUCGCUGUCAAUCGUCUCAGCUUCAUGAGGAAUCGCUGCAGGAAUGGUUUAGGUGCAGCCAAGGAUGGAGAACCUCACUACGUCGUCGUGCACUGCACGGGCUACAUCAAAGCCUGGCCCCCAGCAGGUGUUUCCCUGCCUGACGAUGACCCCGACGCCGGCCAGGGCAGCAAGUUCUGCCUCGUGGCCAUUGGCAGGCUCCAGGUGACCAGCUCUCCCAACUGCACAGACAUGAACAAUGUCUGCCAGCCCACAGAAUUCAUCUCCCGACACAACACCGAAGGAAUUUUCACCUUCAUCGACCACCGGUGCGUGGCCACCGUUGGUUACCAGCCCCAGGAACUUUUGGGGAAAGACAUCGUGGAUUUCUGCCAUCCAGAAGACCAGCAGCUUUUACGGGACAGUUUUCAACAGGUGGUGAAGUUAAAAGGCCAGGUUCUGUCAGUCAUGUUCCGCUUCCGAUCCAAAAACCGGGAAUGGCUGUGGAUGAGAACCAGCUCGUUCACCUUCCAGAACCCCUACUCGGACGAGAUCGAGUACAUCAUCUGCACCAACACCAACGUCAAGAACUCGAGCCAGGAGUCCCGGCCCGCCCUGGCAAACUCCAUGCCAAGGCCUCAGCUGGGGCAGAGCGUCAGCCUUCCCCUGGACAUGGGCACGGCCCCACUGCCCUCAAGGCAGCAGCAGCCACCCCAGGCAGAGCUGGAAGUGGGCCCAGGAAGGGAGAGCUUGGCUGGCUACGAGCACUCACAGGUGCCCGUCCAGCCCGUGAGCGCUGCCGGCCCCGAGCACAGCAAACCCCUGGAGAAGGCCGAGAGCCUCUUCAGCCAGGAGCGGGACCCACGCUUCGGGGAGAUCUUCCCCACCAUCAGCACAGAUCAGAGCAAAGCCAUCCCUGCCAGCACCGUGCCGGCCAACCCGCCCCUCUUCGCCCAGGGAAACACCUUCACUGCUGCACGGCCCGCUGAGAACUUCAGGAGCAGCAGCAUGGUCCCUCCAGUGAACAUCAUCCAGCAGCAGCCCUUGCCCGCCGGCCGGAUCUUAUCGCAGAUCUCCCGCCACUCCACCCCAGCUCAGGUCAGCGGGACCACCUGGGCUCCAGGGACACGGCCGGUGUUCACACCCCAGCAAGUGGCAUCUCAGACGGUGAAGACCCGCCCGCCUUCCUUUGGCAUGGGGACAUUCCAGGGCACCCCGUCCUCCUUCAGCUCCAUGACAGCGCCGGGAUCGACGGCGUCUCCCACCACGGCGCCGUACCCGGCCCUGGCCAGCCGCGGCACAGGUUUCACAGCCACGGAGGCGGCGCAGACCCCGGCCCCGUUCCAGCCCCGCGCCGCCGACGCCGUGGGAAUGUGGCCUCAGUGGCAAGGACAGCACCACGGCCCGGCCUCCGGGGAGCAGCACGUGCAGCAGCCCCAGCCCAGCCAGCCUGAGGUCUUCCCAGACAUGCUGACCAUGCUGGGGGACCAAGGGCCCAACUACAACAACGAAGAAUUCCCAGAGUUGAACAUAUUCCCUUCUUUUUCCGAAUAAAACAAGCCUUAGGGGGGGAGGGGAAAAAAAAAAAACAAACCACCACCAACAUCAAGCUCUCUACGUUAUCCACGUGUAAAGGACAACAGCUGAGUCUUUUUUCUCAAGGAACUGUCUAAAACAACUUCCCACCUUCUGGAAGCAGAGCUCCGAGGAGGGAUUGGCCGUGCAGGAGGGAGGUGCUUGGGACACCUCCUCCGCGUGGGAUUGUUCUGGAAGCUUCAGGACUUGAGUGCCACGAGGCCAAAGGCCCCCCCAGCGUGUUCCCAAAGCUUCUCCUACGCGGAUUUCUUUGGGAAGGAUUCCUGUCUGGAUCACAGACAGCACUUUGUAAACUUUUAAGGUGGCCUGGACUGGUUUUUUUUUUUAAUUUCAUUCUCUGCCGUGACUUUUUUUUUUUUUCUAUAAAACACAAACGAUUGGAAUUUUUCAAUGCUGGAAGAAAAACUCUUCCGAGUGUUGUCCCUGUAAACACAAAUCCUGGAGGAUGCUUGAGUAAGAAUCCCUGUCCUAAGCCAGUGUUUUCCUCCUUUUGGGAGGAAUUUUUGGCUGGUUUUGGAGGGUUCUUACAGCGUCUCCAGUCCAGGGUGCUCCGUGCCGAGAUUCCCGUGUUUGUUUGGAAUCUCCUCUCUCUUGUGAACUGUGCAAUGAAGUCAGUGUGACCCAUAACCCCCCACCCCCGUCACCCCAGGAUAAUUAACGAGCCAUAAAAUAAUUAUUACCCCAUGUAGCUUUCUUCUGGACGAAUCAAUUUUCCAGCUCAUGGUUUCUACGCUGCCACAAUUUGAUGUUUCAACAGGGGCUUUGGUUGGGUUUUUCUUUCGGGAUAAAACCUGCUCCAAGCUGUCCGUGGAAUUUUGUCACUUGCGGAUGAGUUCCUUGUCCUCGUUUUGGAGCUGGAUGUAGGAGAAUCCCUGGAUUUGAUCAGGGAAUUGCUGAGGAACUUUGUGUUUUCACGACGUUUGCUCGCUCACCGUCUCCUUAAAGAAAAAUUCCUGCCAUGGGAUGAUCCUGUUGCCAAAUCACAAACUGUAAGAGGAGAGCUGGAAAAGUAGGGAACAGAAUGAUUUUUUUUGUUUUUUUAAAUAUAUAUAUAUAUAUAUAUAUAUAUAAAAUUUUUAAUUUUUAAACCUUGA
Molecule: messenger RNA, 3772 nt
Organism: Corvus hawaiiensis (hawaiian crow)
Lineage: Eukaryota; Metazoa; Chordata; Aves; Passeriformes; Corvidae
Gene: ARNT
Product: aryl hydrocarbon receptor nuclear translocator
Exons: 22
Coding region: 84-2636 (850 amino acids)
Biological process (GO): regulation of transcription by RNA polymerase II
Cellular component (GO): transcription regulator complex; nucleus; cytoplasm
Molecular function (GO): protein dimerization activity; DNA-binding transcription factor activity, RNA polymerase II-specific; RNA polymerase II cis-regulatory region sequence-specific DNA binding
Source: RefSeq, a predicted model, not a curated record